UUCAGUCUCGUUCGCGACCCGCAGCAAGACACACUCCUGCUACGCUCCGUCCGAAGAUAAAUCUGCGGACGAAUCAGCUGGUCUCAAGUCUACUCAGUGCGUUUUUCCGUUGUCGGAUAUCCAUGUGGUGGUGUUUUUGAUUAGGAUUUUCCCGCCGCACAUGGAGUUCGCCCCUCCUGCUACUGCUCCAUUGAAAAAGUUGAGGUGUGAUACGUGGAAGGGCCAAUGAUUUCCGCUAGCGUGGAGGGACGCAUACCCUACAUGACCUACCCGGAACCCUGGAGAGGUCCCACCAAACAGCAGCAGGAGCUGUUCUUGGUACCUGCACCAAAACCCCUAAACAACAGCCGGUACAAUGGAGUGACCACCUCCUCCCCCAACGGCACUCGAUUGGUUCCGCCGCUGGUUCAACCCUCCAGGCCUAUCAGCAAGUACCCGUCUCCAACUUCGCUACCAUCGAUACCUGUAAGCCCGGUCAACUUGACGCAAAAAGAUGACGCCUCAGACGACCUAUCUCAUUUCCACAGUCCGUACAGAAACAUGUACCCCAACCCGUACUUCUCCUACCCUUUGUACCCCCAGCAACCACAACCGUACUUGCUUAGCAGGGGCUAUAACUUGCAACCGACCCCGCUAUCGCCCAUGGAGAGUUUUUCUCCAAACAUACCGACUCCAAGCAGCACUUCCACCUUCUUAUCGCCGCCCAGCACCUUCAGCCCCCCCUCCUCCAUGAAACCCCAGCAACAAACCAUCCUCAGGGACAAGAGGACGCCACCGCACACGCCGACGUCCACAAUCCAAGGCCACGCGAUCCCUUUCAAGGUGCCUUCGGGGAAGGAAGGCUCCCUGAAGCACAGGAUUCUGAUUAGGCCGGAAGAUCAGAUCCGGAACGGGCCGUUGGAUUUGCAGAAGCCCCCGGAGGGGCGAAGGCGCUUGCAGGCCACCAUGUCACCUCCAAGAUCACCAAAGAAAACUCUCAACAACAACACAAUACCAGGUAGUUUUGCCAAAGGAUCUCUUAUACAGCUAGCGAGCGGUGAUUUGAAGAAAAUCGAAGACAUGCGGACGGAAGAUUUUAUCAUGUCGGCCGACAAUAAUCCCGAGUUGCGAUUGGCUGAGAGCACUGUGGUGAAGAUAGAAGAAAAUAGGUUGUCUGGUUCCGCCACCAUCACCUUGAGUUACAAUCAACGGCAGGCACAGGUGGAAGUAGAGUCCCCUUUGGAACAUCCGUACUUCGUGAUGGGCAGGGGAUGGGCUUCCUGCAACCCAGAAAGAAGCCAACAGUGCUAUGGCCUUAGCGUGCACGGGCUUCAAGUGGGCGACAUCCUCAUCUCCCUAACGCCCCGAGAAAAUCACCACCACCGACAACAACAACAACAAAGUCACCAACAACUAAGUCACCACAACAACAAAGCCGGCGGUGCCACCAUCAUGACGUCGGCGACGAACACGUCGAUGACGUCACGGAUGGUGACUACGACGCCAAACGAUCGGCUUUCCCCGGAUCGCAAACGGAGGUGGUCCGCUCCGGAUGAUAUGUGCGAAGAGGAGCAGCAGCAGCAGCAGCAGCUGCAGCUGAGGAGGCACAGAAUCGAUUGAGUUUCGUUUUGUAUUCGUGAAUAAUAAUUAUACGAACUUAAUAAUCAAUUUUCGAGAUAUGUUGCUAUAUAGAAUUGUUGCUUUUUUUAAAUUGAUAUUGUGGCGAUAAACAAGCGCCCAAAUGUUGAAAAUGUGGUGAAAUGAUGUCUUAAAAGAUCAUCUCGAUACUGAUGAAAUAAUUUGCACAACAAAUGAUGGUUGAAUCCUAUCACCACAUAAUUGUAUAUAGUCUCACAUUUUGACGCUUUCCGUAUGGCCGUAUAACACGCUGUACUCAAACCUUAGUGCAAUCAUCAAGUGUUAAAAAAGUAGUUGUAUAAGUUUUUUGUUUUUUUUAAUCAUGACAAUAUAGGGCAGGAUGCAAGAGUUAUGCAUAAAAAGAACUGGAGUAUUAAAUUUUGGUGAUAUAUUUGUUAACAAAAACAAUAAAUAUAGUUAAUGGUUUUGUUAUAUGUAUGUUGGUUGUAUUCUCAAAGGAUGGUUGGGAUUUGUUAAACCAAUAAAUUGGCCCAACAAAUUUUAACUAUGCUUUGUGCGCACGGCCAGUAGAGGAGCAUAGGUGGCUGGUGCCACCUUCGAUCUCAAAAUAAAAUAAAAGAUUCGUGUGAUAUAGGACUGCUUUUAAAUAUUGUUCACGAAGAUCUGUAUUUUAUUUACUUUUUAAUACACUUUCAUGUGGCAUAAGAAGUGGUCAUUUUUGUACUAAAUUAUUACUUAAAAUCUGCAUAAAUGUAGUAAUUAUUAGAACUGAUUUAGAUCUCAUUAAUAAAAAAAUAUAUAA
This is a messenger RNA of Brassicogethes aeneus, 2380 nucleotides long. The record is from the annotation of a GenBank genome assembly. Lineage: Eukaryota; Metazoa; Arthropoda; Insecta; Coleoptera; Nitidulidae.